This is a messenger RNA of Malania oleifera, 1500 nucleotides long. Its product is annotated as transcription factor MYB20. The record is from RefSeq and is a predicted model, not a curated record. The coding region runs from base 281 to 1240 and encodes 319 amino acids. NCBI's taxonomy places the organism in Eukaryota, Viridiplantae, Streptophyta, Magnoliopsida, Santalales, Ximeniaceae. The transcript is spliced from 3 exons.
GUGUGCGCCUCGCAGUGUUGAUUUAUAAGCGGGAAGAAGGUGCGUGGUGGGAGUGGCCUGCUUAUUCUACUACACCUUUCCCUGUUCUCCUCUGUUUUCCUCUGCUCAUUCUGUUCUUCUUCUCUGGUAGUUUCCAUUUCAUUAAUCACUUUAUCUAUUACAGAGAUUUUGUGUGAGAAAAUGUUUAAUUGGUUGCGAUAGAUACAAGAAUAUUGAAUAAGAGAGAGAGAGAGAGAGAGAGAGAGAGAGAGAGAGAGAGAGACCGAGACAGAGAGGGAUCAUGGGAAGGCAACCUUGCUGUGACAAAGUUGGAUUGAAGAAGGGGCCAUGGACUGCUGAAGAGGACAAGAAGCUCAUCAGCUUCAUCCUCACCAACGGCCACUGCUGCUGGAGAGCUGUUCCUAAGCUUGCAGGGCUAUUAAGGUGUGGGAAAAGUUGCAGGCUGAGAUGGACUAAUUACCUCAGACCAGACUUAAAGAGGGGCCUGUUAUCAGAAUACGAAGAGCAGAUGGUCAUUGAUCUCCAUGCUCAGCUUGGCAACAGAUGGUCCAAGAUUGCUUCUCAUCUCCCAGGCAGAACAGACAAUGAGAUCAAGAACCACUGGAACACCCACAUCAAGAAAAAGCUGAAGAAGAUGGGAAUUGAUCCUGUCACCCACAAGCCACUGCCCAGUAGCACUACCGCUGCUGACACUGCCCCAACCCAUCAACCUCAACACCCACAGGAACAACAACAAGAACAGAGCGAAACAGAGACCUCUGUUCAGUCAUCUAAUUACAUGAACACUGAUCAGAACAGAGAGGCAGGAGCUGAGACAACACUGGUGGAAACCCAAUUUGAUCAUUGCCCGUCAGUACUAGUAAUGGAGGAUACCAAUGGCUUCUGCACAGAUGAAGUUCCUCUGAUAGAACCCCAUGAGAUUCUCGUCCCCUGUGACCCUCCGUCUUCAUCAUCAACCUCUUCUUCUUCUUCAUCUUCUACCUCUGGUACAUCAACUUUCAUGGAGGAUUUGCAGUUUGCAGCUUUGAUGAACGAGUGGCCUUCUGAUUACAACACCAAAAACAACAGCAGCAGCAGCAACAUAGAUUUCUGGGACGAUGAUGACUUCAACAGUGCUUUGGAGUUGCUGAUUAAUGACAUUGAUUCUGACAGAAAGCAGCUCCCCUUCGAUCAUCCUCCUCUCUGUCAAUACCAAAGAAUGGGUUUGGAUCAAGAAUCUUGGAAGUUUGAGCUCAUGUGAUUUGAAAUUUUUUACCGAGGCAGCUUUAAGUUUCACAGAGAUCAAUAAUAAAUAAAUAAUAUUAUCAAUAAAAAAACAAACAUGAAAAUCGCCAUCUCUGUUUUUACUUUUACUUUAUUUUCUUUUUCAUCAUUUUCUCUAAAUAAGAACCAAAAAAAAAAUACAAAGAGAAUCAAGAACCUCUGUAUAUGGAUGGAUGAAUGGAGUUAUUUUGAGUUUGUUGGAUGUAAUUUUAUUUAAUUAUAAGAAGGAUUUGUAAA